Messenger RNA from Meriones unguiculatus (Mongolian gerbil), 6362 nucleotides. It is a transcript of the gene Slc30a10, whose product is annotated as solute carrier family 30 member 10. The record is from RefSeq and is a predicted model, not a curated record. Gene Ontology annotation, cellular component: membrane. The transcript has 4 exons. Gene Ontology annotation, biological process: zinc ion transmembrane transport; intracellular zinc ion homeostasis; manganese ion transport. The coding region runs from base 284 to 2245 and encodes 653 amino acids. Lineage: Eukaryota; Metazoa; Chordata; Mammalia; Rodentia; Muridae. Gene Ontology annotation, molecular function: zinc ion transmembrane transporter activity.
UGGCAUCCCGAUGCGCGCCUCCUCCCAGCAGCUCCCUUCUCCAGCCCAGACCUAGAAAGAGACACAGGCCGGUGGCCUCUCGCCAAGUCCCGGCUUGGGCGGCGAGGGAGGAGGGGCAGGGGCCCCGGGAGCCGUCCUUUGCAAUCCUGGGGCCACUCCCGCAGACUCUGGCCGUGCGGGCGCGAGCUGGCGGCACGAGAGGCUCCGGCGGGUGAGGGCCGGCCCGCGGCGGGAGGUAGCCUCCAGACCCCCCACCUGUUGCGGGGCGCAGCUGGCUGCGGAGAUGGGCCGCUACUCCGGGAAGACGUGCCGGCUGCUGUUCAUGCUGGUGCUCACGGCGGCCUUCUUCGUGGCCGAGCUGGUGUCCGGUUACCUGGGCAACUCCAUCGCGCUGCUCUCGGACUCGUUCAACAUGCUGUCUGACCUGAUCUCGCUGUGCGUGGGCCUGGGCUCCGGCUACAUCGCGCGGCGCGGCGCCCGCGGCUCGCGCGCCACCUACGGCUACGCGCGGGCCGAGGUGGUGGGCGCGCUCAGCAACGCCGUCUUCCUCACCGCGCUCUGCUUCACCAUCUUCGUGGAGGCCGUGCUGCGCCUCGCGCGGCCCGAGCGCAUCGACGACCCCGAGCUGGUGCUCAUCGUGGGCGCCCUGGGGCUGGCCGUCAACGUGGUGGGGCUGCUCGUCUUCCAGGACUUCGGCGCCUGCUUCUCCCGCUGCGCGCGGGGCCGCCGGGCCCGCCCUCAGCACCAGGGGGACCCCUGUGGCGCUCUGGGGAGUCCCCAAGGGGCUGCGGCAGCCACGGCCCCCGGCUCGGACACAGCAGUGACUCACCGGGUGGCCUCGGCCGGAAGAAAGCAGCAGGAGGGCGCGACCGUGUUCUCGAACGUAGCAGGUGCCUUUCGGUUGCAUCCUUCCGACAGGGGCCGCUUUGUCCUUCCCGCAGUCCUCCUCCUCCUCCAGGCAUCUGGUCCCUUUUACCCACCCAUUCCCUUUCUUUCGUUUUGUUUCCUGACUGGCUUUUUAAAAAUCCCCUUCGCAGUCUCUUCUGCCCCUCUUCUAAUUUCACUCCCCCUCCGCUUUCUCCUUCCUUCCUUGCCUUCUUUCUUUUCCCUAUCCCCAUUCUCCCUCCCUUCUUUCCUCCUUGACCCCCCGCAGUCCUCAUCCUCUGCGCUCCGUGUAGCAGUAUUGAUCUUGGAAAGCAAUUCUUACUAUUGGGCAACAGAGAGCAUUGUCUAUCCCUCCCCUUGCCUGGGGCUACCUGGGCUUGUAUCCAUCCCUGACAGAUACAUCGUGGCAGGGCUUGGGGUGGGUGUAGGCUUGUACUUGUCCCGCUUAUUUUUAUUUAUCUUUACUUGUCCCGUUUUAAAUUUGAAAGGUGUGUAUGUGUGUGAAGUCCAAGGGUUAACCGCUUCCUCUGGGUUCAUCUGGGCCGAGCGCGGGAGAGGUGAUUCCCUGAACACCGAGAAUGAACCGGAAGAGACGGUGAAAAAAGAGAAGAAGUCCGAAGCGCUGAAUAUCAGAGGUGUUCUCUUGCACGUUAUGGGAGAUGCCUUGGGGUCCGUGAUUGUGGUCGUCACGGCCAUCAUCUUCUACAUACAUCCCCUGAGACCUGCAGACCCAUGUAACUGGCAGUGCUACAUUGACCCCAGCUUGACUGUUGUCAUGGUCAUCAUUAUUUUGUCAUCUGCCUUUCCGCUGAUCAAGGAGACUGCUGUCAUCCUGCUGCAGAUGGUCCCAAAGGGAGUCAACAUGGAAGAGCUGAUGAGCAAGCUCUCUACUGUGCCCGGAAUCAGCAGUGUGCACGAAGUACACAUCUGGGAACUAAUAAGCGGGAAGGUCAUCGCCACUCUGCACAUCAAGUACCAGAAGGGCACAGAGUACCAGGAUGCCAGCAGAAAGAUCCGGGAGAUCUUCCACCAUGCUGGAAUCCACAGUGUGACCAUCCAGUUCGAAACAGUGGACUUGAAGGAAACCCUGGAGCAGAAGGACUUCUUGCUGACCUGCAGUGCCCCCUGUAUCUCCCAGAGCUGUGCUAAGAAGCUGUGCUGUCCCCCGGGGACACUGCCGCUGGCUCUAGUCAACGGUUGUGCAGAGCACAAUGGUGGGCCUCUAGAGACUUACCGAAGCACUAGGGCUACUCCGGAAGUAGCCGUUGAUAUGGCUUUGGAUGGAUGUCCAAGGGAGCAGGGACAGACUCUUAGCAAGAUUCAAGAGAGACAACAUUCUGAAAACAGUACUCAUUUUUAGUGGGUUCCCAAGCACAAUCAGACUAUCUGGACAGGUGCUCUGGCGUCACCGGCUCUGCCUGUGGGAAGAGCUUUAUGAGUGUGCGCCUUGCCAGUAGGGGUCAGCUGUGGGGGAUGUUAGUGGAUCAAGCCUGCUGAUUUUCAGGUGGAGGAUAACCCUUCUCCAUUACCCUGGGCAUCUCAUGCUUCUCUGCAACAGUCUUAGUAUGACCUUGAAUUUCCUAGAGCAGACUGCCCUAGUCUUUAUAUCAGGAGUGUUGAAGGCUGGGACUCAGUGACCAUGACACAGGAAUGGGAGUCAGUCUGGUCUGUCUCGCGGUGCUGGGGAGCUGAACACAGGGCCUGUGCGUGCUGAGGAACAGCUCUGUUACUGAGAUGAACCCUGGAGCCCUUGUUUUUAAGCCCAUCGGAACUUGUAGCCGACUCUCAAGAGAGCUCAGAGCUUAAGUGGGCAGAAGAAGAAGAAAGAUGUUUUCCUCUCUUCCCCUCAAAGAUCUUAAAAGAUGAACGCCAGCUAUUUGUGGCGAUGCAGAAUUAUAUAAUCUCAAGUCCAUUCUUGGAUCACGAGAAAAUGGAUGCCUAAUAAAUAAAUGCAAAAUGCAUAGCUAUUAAGGUGGAAAAAAAUGUUAGACGGGGUAGACUUUGCGAGGGUGGUGGGAAUGACGGAGUUUGGACCGUCUCUGUUUUGUGAAGGGUGAGAUGGCUGACAUCACUUCCUGCUGGAAACUUAACUGUGGCUGUGGUGUAUCUCUUCUCCCUUUGUAGUGCUUAUUUACUGUCUCUGAGAGUCUCCAGGUAGGAUAGUUGCUGCAUAUAAUUCUGAUAAUGAUUUUCUUAUCCAGAUUUCCUCAAAGUCUUCUCUUGAUGAUCACAUUGAUCCAUGUACCGUUGAUGAGGGGGGAGAUGAAUUUUCUGGGGACAGGAGAAUACUCAUUCCUGCCAGAUAAAUAAGCUAGCCUGCCUUUGCUUUAACUAGGCAUAUUUUAAAGUAUUUAUUGUAGUUGCCAAGUGGUAACUUAAUGGAAGAGUUGAUACCCAAGUGAGAAGUGAAAAGUAAUUUAAUUGCUGAUUUUAAUGUAUUUGGAGGCUUUUAGUGUUUCAUGUUGCUGACUUAUGUUACCAAGUUCAAAUAAAUUAUAAUAUGAUUCAGACAUAUAACUGAACUGGUAGGAGAAAAGUGCAGAAAGGUCUGUCACGUGUUUUACUCCUUGUUUGGGCAAAGCCUCAUAGGUGUGAUAUGGAGGUACCUGACUGAUAGAGCCAGCAUCUUAUUUAACAAGUUUCAAGGCUGACUGAAAGCGAUUUUGUCCAGGCUAUCGACUUUGAUCCUAUUGAGAAACUACCCAGGAUUCACCAGAAGUCGUGCGUGGUCGCAGGAAAGGCACCCACAUUUGUCAGUGCAAGCAUCAUUUUAAAGGAAAUGCCUCUGUUGGGCAUGCUGCCAAAUGCCUGGGGGCCCAGCUGCUCAGGGCACUGAGUCUAGGAGUUCAACACUAGCCCAGGCAAAAUAGUGAGACUCAGGAUUGUUUGCUUGCUUCGUUUGUUUGUUUGUUUUAAUAUUAGUCUUAAAUUUGGAGGCUAAUGGGCAGGUGUGAUUGGAAGUAUCUGAAAUUUUGUGUUCCUUAGAGUUGAUUAGAUCCAAAUCAACCAUUCAUAAGUAAAUAUCUAUUUAAAUCCCAGAAGUUUACUGUGUUAGAUUGUACGCACCUUACAAGCUAGGGGAGGAGCAAAGACAAAAAGGUUCUACUCACAGAACUCACAAAGGCCAGAGGAUUCCCCAGGAGACCCAGCAGACUCUUCCACAUCAACAGCUUCACGCCUUAGCUGAAGCCAAAGAAGAAAUUUGUCUCUGACUUCCGAAUCUCAGUUCUUAUCACUCUGCCUUAUUCUUAAAGGAAAUUAUGAUUGCACAGCUUCCCUGCUCCUAGCUAAAGGAAUGGUUUAGUUUGUAUGCAAAUAACAUUCUUUAAUCUCUGAAGGGUUUUUUGUUCUGAAAAGAAAAUACACUUAGUUCCAAAAAAAAAAAAAAAAUUAAAUUGAACCUCAGAAAACUAUCUUGAUUGACACUUGCAAAGCAAAGUGUAAACAGGAGCCAGUAUAAAAUACAGCUUUUUGAAGACAGCCAAAGUGCAUUUACUAAUGUGCAAGCAAGUUGAGAGGGUGCAGGGCUUUUGCUACGUGGUUGUUUUCAAUGCCUCUAGCCUUGGCCGUGUGAUGUUUUGCUUGGGGUUUCCUGGGCCAUUGAUUGUCUUGUUUUGAAUUCUCUGAAGGAAGUGCCUGCUUUCCCUCCCUGAAUCAGCUGUGCACAUGGUGGACAAGACCGAAUAGUUUCUUUGAGCUUGGUUAGUCACUGACCCUCACUCAGUUGGUGUCCUACAUUCUUCUAUUCGUUCUAGCAGCCAGCCCCAGCCCUCCCUCCUGCCUUUCCUUCCAUCCUGCUUGCCCUGUUUCCCCCCUGAAGUAGUGGUGACCAACCCGGGGCCUUCAAGGUUGUAAGGUGUAUGUUCUACUCUUGAGCUAUAUCUCUAACCCCGAGACUAGUUUUCAGAACAUGUAUUACACUCUCUAUGGGACAGGUCAGGAUUAAGUGUCCUGCAAGCUGACUUGUUCUCUGUCAUUCUAGUAUUUUCCAUGUCCUCCUGUCACUGUUGCUCUAUGGAACACAUUGCUUCCUUUUAGCACUUAGCACCAUUUAUAGGAAAUGAUGGCUUUGUUUCAUUUCCAAUCUUCUAAUCUUCAUUUUGAAACUAAGAUUUCUUGACAUUUGGUUAUUAUGAACACACACACACACACACACACACACACACACACACACUCACACCCCGUAAAUUAAAGUUAAAAUUAAAAUUAAAAUCCAAGAUUCAGUGGCAUGGGUGUUUGUGAGGAUGUCUCCAUUUUGGCAGGUUGGCAUUCUGAGUUGGGUGUGUCCAGGCCCUGUUACAUACUACAGCUUAUUUAGUAGCAUUCUUGGCUUCUAGUCACAAAUCCCAAAUCGUCUCCUCAACCCGUGUCAACCAAAAGUUCCUCUAGACAUUGCCAUGUGUCCCCUGGAGAGAAGUGUUGGGCCCCUCUCUUCUUCUGAACCACUAGCUGUAACCACAUUUACACCUUAUUCAUGGACCCCCUCUCCCGCCCCCCAUGUUUUAAGUAUCAUCCAUUCAGCAGGAUCCAUAUCCUCCCUCUCCCAGGCUGGCCUGGAACUCUGCAUCCUGCAGCCCCGGCCUCCAAAGUCCAGGGCACUCACCACCAUACAUGGAUCAGGACUCACUGCUUCCAAGCACUCUCUUAAAAAGUCAUUCUUUGCUGUGCCGAGGCUCUAAGCCAAACCCUUGUUACAUGGCAUCCACUUGAGCCCUGGGCUGGCCCUGCAGCCUAGCAGUUAGUAAUACAAGGCAGCAGGUCACUUCACCCUGGACCACAUGGUGGGCGUGAGGCUAGCCUUGCUACAUGAGAUCUGAGUUUGGCUCUGUCCUGGCCUCAUAUCCUGUCACCUCUUUGUGCUUAUGAGUUUAUAGCCAGUCAAGUGACCACGAGUGGGAACAAGGUUAUCAAACCAGGAAAAUGGUUUCUUAAAAAGAACCUGUAUCAGACCCAAAUCUGAAAUGGAUAAAAUCUUCUUAGAAUCUGGAAAAUAUAUGUUAUGUUCUGACAUUUCCUCUCUUCCUACCCACCCCUGCCCCAGGCUUUUCUUAGCUAAGUGGGGCCUUCGCCUUCUGGUGGGGCCGGCAUCCUUAGGCUGGAGAUGCUGAACCUUCUCUGAAUUGUAGUGAGCGCUGUGAUUGUCAGGGGAGAGCCAUCCUCUCCAGGAGGCUGGGGUUAUGUUACAGUAUUGUGGAGUUUUGUUGCUUAACAUCCUCCUUCUGUUCCCAAGGGAGAGAUCGCCAAACCGUAAUCAUCACAUUGGGGGGAGGGCGGGGGUUGUUAAAACUUUAAGGUACAGAGUUUCAAUAACUUCUUGCUAAUUGCAUGUGAAUCCCCCACAAUGGAUGUACAUAUACAUUCCUGUUGCAGGUAAAAAUGUUUAAUGGUGCUGUAAAUGGAACGUUUUGAAAACUCGAAAUGCCUGUGACAUGUUUGUGGAAAUUAAACAGAUAAGUCAAAGCAGAUGAAUUCAUAAA